CAGAGGCCCUGACAGCACCACCCACAGCAUGGACAGGAGCUGGAGAGUCCUCCUCCUGGUGGCAGUGGCCACAGGUGUCCACGCCCAGGUCCAGCUGGUGCAGUCUGGGGCCGAGGUGAGGAAGCCUGGGGCCUCCGUGAAGAUCUCCUGCAAGGCUUCUGGAUACACCUUCACUGACUACAAUAUGCACUGGGUACGACAGGCACCAGGUCAAGGGCUUGAGUGGAUGGGAGACGUUAACCCUAAUAAUGGUGGCACAGACUACGCACAGAAGUUCAAGGGCAGAGUCACCAUCACCGCAGACAAGUCCACCAGCACAGCCUACAUGGAGCUGAGCAGUCUGAGACCUGAAGACACGGCCACAUAUUACUGUGCGAGAGACACAGUGUGACGACCCACAUCCUGCGAGUGACAGAAACCCUGAGGGAGAGGGCAGCUGUGUGGGGCUCAGGAGGGAGGGGACAGUGUCCGCUGACUUCCUCACACAGAGACAGACACCUGACA
Molecule: messenger RNA, 504 nt
Organism: Pteropus alecto (black flying fox)
Lineage: Eukaryota; Metazoa; Chordata; Mammalia; Chiroptera; Pteropodidae
Product: immunoglobulin heavy variable 1-46
Exons: 2
Coding region: 29-391 (120 amino acids)
Biological process (GO): positive regulation of B cell activation; phagocytosis, recognition; phagocytosis, engulfment
Cellular component (GO): blood microparticle; external side of plasma membrane; immunoglobulin complex, circulating
Molecular function (GO): antigen binding; immunoglobulin receptor binding
Source: RefSeq, a predicted model, not a curated record